Messenger RNA from Homo sapiens (human), 1829 nucleotides. RefSeq names its product pseudouridine synthase 3 (gene PUS3). Gene Ontology annotation, cellular component: nucleus. The transcript is spliced from 4 exons. Gene Ontology annotation, biological process: pseudouridine synthesis; tRNA pseudouridine synthesis; RNA modification. Lineage: Eukaryota; Metazoa; Chordata; Mammalia; Primates; Hominidae. The record is from RefSeq and is marked reviewed. The coding region runs from base 84 to 1529 and encodes 481 amino acids. Gene Ontology annotation, molecular function: RNA binding; pseudouridine synthase activity; tRNA pseudouridine(38/39) synthase activity.
CCUUUCUCGGAAACGCGGCGCGGCCGGCUGCCGGAAAACAGGGCAGACCUGUAUGGUUCGUUUAUUCCUGGGGUUGUCAUAUCAUGGCUUAUAAUGACACAGACAGAAACCAGACUGAGAAGCUCCUAAAAAGAGUACGAGAACUGGAGCAAGAGGUGCAAAGACUUAAAAAGGAACAGGCCAAAAAUAAGGAGGACUCAAACAUUAGAGAAAAUUCAGCAGGAGCUGGAAAAACUAAGCGUGCAUUUGAUUUCAGUGCUCAUGGCCGAAGACACGUAGCCCUAAGAAUAGCCUAUAUGGGCUGGGGAUACCAGGGCUUUGCUAGUCAGGAAAACACAAAUAAUACCAUUGAAGAGAAACUGUUUGAAGCUCUAACCAAGACUCGACUAGUAGAAAGCAGACAGACAUCCAACUAUCACCGAUGUGGGAGAACAGAUAAAGGAGUUAGUGCCUUUGGACAGGUGAUCUCACUUGACCUUCGCUCUCAGUUUCCAAGGGGCAGGGAUUCCGAGGACUUUAAUGUAAAAGAGGAGGCUAAUGCUGCUGCUGAAGAGAUCCGUUAUACCCACAUUCUCAAUCGGGUACUCCCUCCAGACAUCCGUAUAUUGGCCUGGGCCCCUGUAGAACCAAGCUUCAGUGCUAGGUUCAGCUGCCUUGAGCGGACUUACCGCUAUUUUUUCCCUCGUGCUGAUUUAGAUAUUGUAACCAUGGAUUAUGCAGCUCAGAAGUAUGUUGGCACCCAUGAUUUCAGGAACUUGUGUAAAAUGGAUGUAGCCAACGGUGUGAUUAAUUUUCAGAGGACUAUUCUAUCUGCUCAAGUACAGCUAGUGGGCCAGAGCCCAGGUGAGGGGAGAUGGCAAGAACCUUUCCAGUUAUGUCAGUUUGAAGUGACUGGCCAGGCAUUCCUUUAUCAUCAAGUCCGAUGUAUGAUGGCUAUCCUCUUUCUGAUUGGCCAAGGAAUGGAGAAGCCAGAGAUUAUUGAUGAGCUGCUGAAUAUAGAGAAAAAUCCCCAAAAGCCUCAAUAUAGUAUGGCUGUAGAAUUUCCUCUAGUCUUAUAUGACUGUAAGUUUGAAAAUGUCAAGUGGAUCUAUGACCAGGAGGCUCAGGAGUUCAAUAUUACCCACCUACAACAACUGUGGGCUAAUCAUGCUGUCAAAACUCACAUGUUGUAUAGUAUGCUACAAGGACUGGACACUGUUCCAGUACCCUGUGGAAUAGGACCAAAGAUGGAUGGAAUGACAGAAUGGGGAAAUGUUAAGCCCUCUGUCAUAAAGCAGACCAGUGCCUUUGUAGAAGGAGUGAAGAUGCGCACAUAUAAGCCCCUCAUGGACCGUCCUAAAUGCCAAGGACUGGAAUCCCGGAUCCAGCAUUUUGUACGUAGGGGACGAAUUGAGCACCCACAUUUAUUCCAUGAGGAAGAAACAAAAGCCAAAAGGGACUGUAAUGACACACUAGAGGAAGAGAAUACUAAUUUGGAGACACCAACGAAGAGGGUCUGUGUUGACACAGAAAUUAAAAGCAUCAUUUAACCAUAGACAAUUUGCCAGGAUCUAGGAACCACCUAAUGGUAGGUGGACAGAAAAGGAAAAAAAAAAAAAUUUACUUGCAAGUACUAGGAAUUCAGAUGAUCAGCUCUUAAAAGAAAAAAAAAAGCAAAAAGACUAAAGCCCUAUUAAGGAAGUUAUUGCUUUAAUAAGAAAUUUCAAAUAUUCUCUUAUCCCGGUCCAAAAGGAUUAAGCGAUUAAAGAACGUAAAAUGGAGAUGUAUUUACAUACACCUGGAAACCUGUGCCUUGUAUUCAAAUUCAUUAAAGCCUAAUCCUGCAAGUA